This is a messenger RNA of Hippoglossus stenolepis (Pacific halibut), 1097 nucleotides long. It is a transcript of the gene pir, whose product is annotated as pirin. Gene Ontology annotation, biological process: monocyte differentiation. The transcript has 10 exons. The record is from RefSeq and is a predicted model, not a curated record. Gene Ontology annotation, molecular function: quercetin 2,3-dioxygenase activity. Gene Ontology annotation, cellular component: nucleus. Bases 103 to 975 code for a protein of 290 amino acids. Lineage: Eukaryota; Metazoa; Chordata; Actinopteri; Pleuronectiformes; Pleuronectidae.
CAUCUUCCUAAGCUCCGCCCCUGCUGGACUUCCGCAUUUAUAAUCCUCCCUCCGGUGCUUUACGUUCAGGAAGUGAGUGGGGAAACCAGCUCUCUCGGCACAAUGAACGUGAGGAAAGUGGAAAAGACAGUUCUGAGUGUGGAGCAGGGAGAGGGAGUCGGUGCUCGGGUCCGUAGAAGCAUCGGCAGAACGGAGCUGAGGAACCUGGAUCCCUUCCUGAUGCUGGACGAGUUCAGAGUGAGCAAGCCAGCAGGUUUUCCAGACCAUCCUCACCGAGGAUUCGAAACAGUAACAUAUGUUUUAGAGGGGAUCACGGCCCAUGAAGACUUCUGUGGCCGUUCUGGACGACUGGAACCUGGAGAUCUGCAGUGGAUGACUGCAGGACGGGGGGUGGUCCAUGCCGAAAUGCCUGUAUCAGAGGAGCCGGUGGUGGGCUUACAGCUGUGGGUGAACCUGCCGAGGCGAGACAAGAUGGUGGAACCAGCGUACCAGGAGCUCAAAGGCUCAGAGAUUCCCAAACGCAGCCGGGGAGGGGUCACAGUCGCUGUUAUAUCUGGAGAGGCUCUAGGAGCAAAGUCCAAGGUUUUCACGAGGACACCGACCCUGUAUCUGGACUUCAAGCUGCAGGCGGGGGCCCUGCAUGUGCAGCCAGUCCCUUCAGGAUGGACUACAUUCAUCUACACGUUAUCAGGAUCCAUUAACGUUGGCCCAGAGCCGGAGCAGCAGGAGGUGGCGUCCCAUCACACGGUGGUGUUCGGAGACGGAGACUGUGUCAUGGUUGAAAACAAGCGCUCUGAAGUCUCUCAUUUUGUGCUCAUCGCAGGAGAACCAAUCAAAGAGCCUGUGGUACAACGAGGUCCAUUUGUCAUGACGACAGAGGAGGAGAUCAGUCAGGCGAUCAGGGACUACCAGAGCGGCAGAAAUGGUUUUGAAAGAGCCGUAAACUGGAGAUCCAAGAUCAGAGACUCUUUCUAAAGCAGUGGUGGGAACCCUUCAGCCUCUGGGCCAUUUGAUCCAGUUCAUGAGACAAUACAUAUAUACAAAAAGAAGCAAAUAUUUUUGAUUUCAACAAAUAAAAUAAGGGUUUCAGAAACAAA